AUGUCCAUCAAAGAACAUAAAGUGGUGCACGAAGCCCAAAACGUCGAAGUUCGUCAUGCUCCAGAACAUUUCUACAAGAGUCAGCCUGGUGCUGGUUAUGUUACUGAUAUGAACCAUUACCAACAAUUAUAUGACCAAUCAAUCAAUGACCCAGAGACUUUUUUCGGUGAAAAGGCCAAGGAAUUUUUGGACUGGGAUAAGCCAUUUACCAAGGUCCAAUCAGGAUCCCUAGACAAUGGUGAUGUUGCCUGGUUUUUGAACGGUGAAUUGAAUGCCUCUUACAAUUGUGUCGACAGACAUGCAUUCGCCGAUCCAUCCAAGCCAGCUAUCAUCUACGAAGCCGAUGACGAAAAGGACAACAGAGUUAUUACUUUUGGUGAUUUAUUAAGACAAGUUUCCGAAGUUGCUGGUGUCCUGAAAAGCUGGGGUGUCAAGAAGGGUGAUACCGUUGGUGUUUACUUACCGAUGAUUCCUGAAGCAGUGGUCGCAAUGCUUGCCAUUGCUCGUCUAGGUGCCAUCCAUUCCGUCAUCUUUGCCGGGUUUUCAGCAGGUUCUUUGAAAGAUCGUGUUGUUGAUGCCGGUUGUAAAGUUGUCAUCACUUGUGAUCAAGGUAAGAGAGGUGGUAAGACCGUUCAUACUAAGAAGAUCGUCGAUGAAGGUUUAAACGGUGUGGAUUCAGUCUCUCACAUCUUGGUGUUCCAAAGAACUGGUUCUGAAGGCAUUCAAAUGAAAGCUGGAAGGGAUUUCUGGUGGCACGAAGAAAUUGUUAGGCAAAGAGGUUAUUUCCCACCUGUUCCAUGUAAUGCAGAAGAUCCUCUUUUCUUACUAUACACAUCGGGUUCAACAGGUACCCCCAAGGGUGUCGUACAUUCCACAGGUGGUUAUUUACUAGGGGCUGCCUUGACAACUAGAUAUGUCUUUGAUAUCCAUCCAGAAGAUGUUCUAUUCACAGCAGGGGACGUGGGUUGGAUUACUGGUCACACAUACGCCCUUUACGGUCCAUUAACUCUUGGUACCGCUACCAUUAUCUUCGAAUCCACACCAGCUUACCCAGAUUACGGUAGAUACUGGAGAAUCAUCGAACGUCAUAAGGCUACUCAUUUCUAUGUGGCUCCAACUGCAUUAAGAUUGAUCAAACGUGUUGGUGAAGAAGAAAUUUCUAAAUAUGACAUUUCAUCAUUACGUGUCUUAGGUUCUGUCGGUGAACCAAUUUCUCCCGAUCUAUGGGAAUGGUAUCAUGAAAAGAUUGGUAACAAGAAUUGUGUAGUCUGUGAUACCAUGUGGCAAACUGAAUCUGGGUCACAUUUGAUUGCACCAUUAGCUGGUGCUGUACCCACCAAACCUGGUUCAGCCACUGUUCCAUUCUUUGGUAUCGAUGCAGCAAUCAUUGAUCCAGUAACAGGUGUAGAAUUGAAGGGUAACGACGUUGAAGGUGUCCUUGCUGUGAAGUCUCCAUGGCCAUCCAUGGCUAGAUCCAUCUGGAACAAUCAUAUUCAUUAUAUCAACACAUACUUGAAACCAUACCCAGGUUAUUAUUUCACAGGUGAUGGUGCCGGAAGAGAUCAUGAUGGUUACUACUGGAUCAGAGGUAGAGUCGAUGAUGUGGUGAAUGUUUCUGGUCACAGAUUAUCAACUGCUGAAAUUGAAGCUGCAUUGGGCAAUAACGACCACGUGUCUGAAGCUGCCGUUGUUGGUAUUACUGAUGAAUUGACUGGUCAAGCCGUUGUCGCCUUCGUUUCUUUAAAGAAAGAUUUCGCUCAAGACAACGCUACAGAAGGUGAUUUCUUACAUGCCACUCCUGAUGACUUACGUCGUGAGUUGAUUCUACAAGUGAGAGGGGAAAUUGGUCCCUUUGCUGCACCAAAGAGUAUUAUCCUAGUGAGAGAUUUACCUAAGACAAGAUCUGGUAAGAUCAUGAGAAGAGUGCUAAGAAAGGUUGCAUCUAACGAAGCUGAUCAAUUGGGAGACCUAUCAACUUUAGCGAAUGCUGAUAUUGUCCCAUCCAUCAUAUCCGCAGUGGAAACCCAAUUUCUAGCGACCAAGAAGAAAUAA
Molecule: messenger RNA, 2052 nt
Organism: Naumovozyma castellii
Lineage: Eukaryota; Fungi; Ascomycota; Saccharomycetes; Saccharomycetales; Saccharomycetaceae
Product: acetate--CoA ligase
Exons: 1
Coding region: 1-2052 (683 amino acids)
Source: RefSeq, a predicted model, not a curated record